Gryllus bimaculatus (two-spotted cricket) is the source of this 5797-nucleotide messenger RNA. NCBI's taxonomy places the organism in Eukaryota, Metazoa, Arthropoda, Insecta, Orthoptera, Gryllidae. The record is from the annotation of a GenBank genome assembly.
GCCGAGUGGACCAGGGCCGAGCAAUGCUGUGUUACGGCUGGUAAUAGUUACGUUGUGGUUGCCUCUACUGUCGUGGCAAGUGACAAUGUAAUUGUGACUGUCAGUCCCUAGUUUAAGCAGUACUAGCGAUAAGAAGUUGGUUACGUUGUAAACUGCAUGCGUGUGCCUGGAAAAAUUGAGAGGUUGGAUUGAUUUAAUGUGUAUAACCGAUAUGUAAGCUGCACAGUUUAUGUCCUGUGGGUUACGCCAAAGCAGGACAUCAAGGAAGGUGCUCUGAGGUGACUUUAUGAAAGCUUCAACCAGCGCAAGCAGCCAGAGCGAUGAGCCAUGGGACAGUGGAAUCCCCAAUGGGGGCCGCUGUCGUCCUGCGGGAGGAGCCGUCCAAGAGGGCAGCGCCCGUGCAGAAGCAGAGUUCCUUCCAGGCCGACGCCAGCGCAGAACAAAAUCGCCCUCCGGUGCACGGCGUUGCCGCCUCCACCACCACUGGCACCGCCACCGCCACCGCCACCGCCACCGCCACCGCCACUUCCACCACGAGAGCCGCCUCCAAGGAUGCUGAGAAAGCUGUCACAAUAUCCAACAAACCAUAUUCGGCUCGAGAGGCCCUACAUUUCGUGAAAGAGACUUAUGUCAAAGAAGGCCUGUUGAGCUUGUGGCGUGGUAAUUCUGCGACAAUGGCGCGUAUCAUUCCGUACGCUGCCAUACAGUUUACUGCCCAUGAACAAUGGAAACGCGUUCUUCAAGUAGACCCAUCGAGUCCUCCUGUUCUGAGACUAUUUGCUGGCUCACUGGCUGGUGUCACUUCACAGUCAUUAACGUAUCCAUUAGAUUUGGCCCGUGCAAGAAUGGCUGUAACACACAAAGAAAAAUAUGGUACUCUACGUCAGGUUUUUGUGAAAAUUUGGAGAGAAGAAGGACCCCGGACUUUCUAUCGUGGCUAUAUUCCUACCAUUUUGGGAGUAAUACCAUAUGCUGGAGUGAGCUUCUUUACAUAUGACACAUUGAAGACUCAUUACAUAGAGUACACAGGGCACAAAAGUCCCAAUGCAGUAGCAAGUCUACUCUUUGGUGCUGUUGCUGGCAUGCUGGGUCAGUCUUCCUCAUAUCCUCUUGAUAUUGUAAGGCGGCGAAUGCAAACAAGUCCAUACCAUGAGUCAAAGUACAAAACAAUCCUGGGAACUCUUACUACAAUUUACAGGGAAGAAGGCAUACGACGAGGCUUUUUCAAAGGGCUCAGUAUGAAUUGGGUGAAAGGACCGGUGGCAGUUGGCAUUAGUUUUGCUACUUAUGACAAGAUUCGUGAUAUUUUGCAUCGAGUAGUGUUGAUUGGACACUACUAGUUUGUGCCUACUUAGCUUUUCUAUGGGGUAACACCCAUUAGAGUUGUGUGAUAGUGUGUGUAUUUAGAAAAUGUCUGUCAUUGAAAAUGAAAAAGAGGAGAAGGGACGAUUUUUAGUUGUUAAAAUGUGACACUUUCAAAAGUCUGUUUUAGUAGCUGCUCUAUAUAAAAGUUGUAAAGAUAAAUUUGGGCAAAACAUGUAUUCAGCUUUCUUUUUUGGAUUAUGUUCAAUUCAUUAUCAGUUAGUGAAUUAAACAUUCAAUCUACUUGUUGUGCUCUUGUCUUAUUCAAAUCUUAACAGUUAAAUGACUUGAAUAUAAUUUGCAGUUGCUGUUACAGUUCAUCUUUUAGUAAGGAAGUAGAUUUUCAACACCCUUCAGAAUUUUAAAAUUUGAACUUAGUGUGGUUUCCAAUAUUUCCUAAGUACUAAUAGAUUUCAUGAAAUUUUUGUGAAUUUAAAGAAAAGAUUUUGAUUUGGUAUUCAUUCCAUAAAUGUCACUUACAGCAACCUUUAUUAGUUAUAAAAUCAUGUAUUAUUUAUUCAGAUGAUUUAUUGAACAUUCAAUGAAGAAAUUUCUUUGUGUUUAGUUAUUUGACAUGUCCACAUAGGACCAAAUUUAUCAAGUCAUAAAUUGUUCCAAUACAUCAAAUUAUAAAAUGGUGCUGAUCAAAUGGAGAAAUUAAAUAAUGACUGUACAGUGUUUUUUCCUCUCCAUCUAUUUGUAUGUAUUUAUAACAGUUUUUAAUUGUUCAUAGAAUACACUUAACAAUAGUUAUAAAAUUUGACUAUACUUAUUGAUUUAUGAAUUAAAAUUAAGAAAUAAAUUUCUAUAAUUUUUUUUAUUUACACAAUUAAUUCAAUAUCACUGUGUAUAUAUUUUAUUUUAAAUACUGCAUAAUUUGUUGACAUUUGGUUAUUAUUUUCAUACUGGUUGAAAGUUCAAUGAAAAUAUAAACCAAGUAUGUAAAUAAGACUUUGUUGAAAUGCAGUAUUUAGAGCACCAAAACUUACUUCAACUAGAAGGACAUUGUAUGUUCUUGACUCUAUAUUGACCAGCUGAGUGUAUUGGUGAAUGACCGUUUUAGGAAAAUUGUGUUUAUUUCUUUGUGACAUUGAUACAGUACAUCGAAAAUAAUGUUUAACCUUUGAAAUUGCUCUCCCUUGAUUUUAAAAAAAUCCAUGUGCCAAUUUCUAUUUCAAGUUUAUAAAUGGGAUGUGAAUUGAAGAAUAGAGGAACGCUAUUUCUCAAAUAAAAAUGUUCCUCCUAAAUAUAACUCUUAGAAAUGGCCAUUAUCUUCAUUAAAAUAUUCUUCUUAUAUAAUAGACUUUGGAUUUUGUCAAAAAAAACAUAAUUAUUACAUGAAUGUAUUAAAAAUUGGUAAUAUAUAAAUAAUUUUUUAGGGCAUUUUUGUAAAUCAAGUCAAGCUGAAAUUAAGAGAAUGUUUAUUUUCCAAUCAAACUUGUGUGUUCUAGUCAGCAUAUGUUUACUUCGUGGGUGUGAAAAGGCAAAAUUAUUGCAUAAAAAAAAAUAAUGUAAAGUUCAUGAUUUUUUGGGGUUUGAUAAUAAUAAGGCAUUUUGUUAAUUUCCUUCAUUACCUCAUGACUGACCAACCACCACUGAUGUCAGAUAACUCUGCAAUGUAUCUUCUUAAAGGAACUAUGAAACAUUAAAUAUAAAAUUGGAAGUGAAAUUGUAUAUAUUUUAUUUCAGUUAUAAGCAGUAAUUUAGCACUUUACCUUGUAUAAAUUUAAAAGUUGGAUUCUUCUUCUCUGUUGGACUAGUAUUCAAUUCUCAUCCCCAUUUUGUAAACCUUAUGAGGUAUGAAUUCUUAUUGAAUUGAGGGAAAAAUUAGUGUGGUAAUUUAUUUUGUGUGUUCUGUCCUACAGUUGUCUGAUAUUCUAAACAUUUUUCAUACUAUUGUAAAUUCCACUGGAAAUCACAUUUAGUUGAAUAAUUUUAAAAGUAUAAAAUUGUACAUGUUAAGACAGAAUUGAAAAAUACCUCAUUACAGGGUUAAGUAGCAGAAGUUGCUACAUGCACACAAUGUGUUCUUUGAACUUUGUAUAUUUUGAGAAGUAUAGAAAUGAAUGACUGAUGUACUAUAUAUCUGUAGACCUAGUAAACAAAUGUUUAUAUCUGAUUUUGUUUCUGUAAUUAGUUGCUUUUAUUUUGUUAGAAAAGUGAAGUUAUUACAUAUUUUAUUAAAUAUUUUAUAGACGUAUGGAAAUAUUUAUUGAUGUUGCUUACUGUUUACAAGUCUCUCAAAUACUGAGAUCUUGUAAAUAUUUUUGUUAGAUGAAAUAAUUUUUUUUUUCCUGUAGAUAUUUCAAAAUACAUUUCUUUUCAUGUGCGUGUUUGUGUUAGUACCCCUUUGAUAUGAGAAAGUAAAUGUCUGUCUAUUGUGUCCCCCUCGAGUAGAAUAUAAAUUGUUGAGAAGGGACAGCAUAUAAUUGAAUUUCAAAAUGAAUUAUUUGUAUAAUUUUAUAAAAAGAAUAGUCUAUGAAAGUUACCAGAGAUGUGCUCAAAUUAUUCGUGUGGUACUUGAUUUUUGCACUUAUUAUGUAAGAUUAUUACAUCAAAAUAAAUAUAUAAAUUUCAAUUAAUGCCUUAUAAUUGCUCAUCUUCUAUUUUACAAACUAAUAAUAAUAGGUGAGAAAUUCCUUGUGGUCAUAAAUUGUUUCCUAACUUCACGGAAAAUUUGGAGUCUUCAAGCCCAUCUCAACUACAGAAUAGGGUUGAAUUUUCAAUGAAAAAUACUGUUGAGUGACAUGGAAACUACUUAAAACUGCACAAGUGAAAGAAAUGUAAGCAUAUAUGUAUAGAUAUGAAUAAUACGUACAAGAUACGAGAGCUUCCUUCCAACCCAGCUCAUUGAUUGAGUGCAUGCUUGACAGAUUUACAUUUGCUCAUUUCUGUAUUUUUGCUCUUCUCCAGUACAUAUUUUUUUGAGAAGUACACUGUACACUGGAGGAAUCAAAAAGUAAUAUGAACCUUAAAAUGUACGAUUUCUCGUGCAUCUUAUCAGCUGCUUCACUGGGCUUGGUAUCACCUAGUGCACAACUCAUAGUAUCACCAUUGAGGAAUGAGACUCUCUUCUCUGUUACAGGAAUUUUGAAUAAUAUACAAUGUUUGAAUUAUUGAACAUUAAGUUACUUUUGCUGUUUCAGAAAGAAAGAUUAUUAUUAAUUGAGGUUUUCACUGUGUUUAGUGGAAUUUGUAAACUGAGAUGACCCAUGGAGAGACCCUGUAAACUGAGUAAACUGAUAUGACCCUGUUCCUUUGACCCUCACCUAGCAAUGCAACUGAAUUUUAGAUCAAUUUUGUACCAAAGAAAAAGUUAAAAAUGUGUUGAGGUAGUCUUCAUAUAUAAUUUGUCUAAACUUAUCUGCAUGCAAUAGCUGUUUAAUGAGUGUUCACAUUUAACUUAUAAGUUGAUAUUAUGUACCGGUAUUGUUUGUUCUGGUUCUUGUGAAAAUGUUUUGUUUAAAUUUUUGAAAACUGACAACAAUUGUGUGGGUGACUUCUAUUUGACUCCUCUUGGAACAUAAUUCAUGCACUUCAUUAUUUUCCUCUUCCAUUCCUUUUAAUGUAAAGGCAAUCUAUGACAAGUUCACUGAUAUAAAAUUAGUCACAAUUGUUUUGUAUUCACAAUCAAGAGUUAAUGCCAUAAAAGGAAAUAAUUAAAUGCUUAAUGUAAUAUAUACACUAUUUCAUUUAAACAUAGUUGUUUCGGAAGUCCCUAUUUGUUGUCUUAUAUUUUCACUGCACAAACAAUUUUGAAUGUAGUAAUAGGUAUUUGUAUUGAUCAAAAAUAGGCAGUUCAUAAUUUUUCAGUUACAUAUGCAUGAUCAGUUGUAAUAAAAUUAUAGUAAAUCAUCUGAAAAAAAAUUGUAGUUGAGACAGCCAAAGCAAAAAUUUGGGAUUACACUUUCGAUUUACUUUUAAAAAAGGGUGAUAAAGGUUACUUCAAGAAGGUGCAGGUAUAUUUUUAAUGCAGUAUUAUUAUUCGUUAUUUUUCAAACCAGUUUUUCACUUUUGGAGAAAAAUGAAUAAAAUAUCAUUUAUUGCCAUCAAAUAAUUACCAAUAUUUAUACAGAGGCAUCUUUGAAUGCAAAAUCUGAUUAUCCUUACAAAAUAGAACAUGAACAAAAUUUUAAUAUGCACAGUAUACUACCCAUCCUUUUAUAAAUGUUUGCAAGUUACAUACAACUACUGCACAUAAUUUGAAUUAUAAUUUCUUGAUUUUUUCUGAUCUUUACUACUGAAAUUCUUCCAUCUUUACUUCUCAUAUUGUCAUCAUAGAUUUAAUUCUCCUAUUCAAUACUUUCAGUAAUUUUGUGACUAUAUUUUCUCUCAAAUUUUCUUCAAGGUACACACAAUGAGCGUUUCCAGGGCCAGAUCCAGCCAAUCCUUUGGAGGGGGGGGGUGAAGUAUCAUAGAUUUUUCUUAAAUAAUA